AAGGAAAUUGUGAUGAAAGGAAUAAACGAUGCUUUUGAAUUUCAAAACUGAUACAUUCUCUAAUUCUUGUUUACCUUUUGCAUUAUUCUACCGGAAAAAAUGAUACUUCUUUCAAGUACCUACCUGCUGAGAUUAUUGUUUGUUUAUUUAUAGUUCACGGUUGUCGGUUGUUAUCAAUUUGGUUGAAGUUCCAUUUCUCAUUCUAAUCGUUUUCAAGUUAUUUCUUCAUCUUCAUUGAAAGGCGUAGACAGAAUAGUAACGCAAAAAUGGACUCAGACAAGUGUAAAACGACUGAAAUUACUCAUCCAAGGAUUUCCAUAUUCGUGGGUAAUUUAAAUACGGAUGUGGACGAGUCGAUAUUACUAGAGAAAUUCUCCCAAAUUGGAUCGAUAUCGUGUGUUCGUCUGGGUAGAGAUAAAGUUACAGAAGAAUCUCUGGGAUAUGGAUUCAUUGACUAUGAAGAUCCGGCUGCUGCCGAAGCAGCCAUACGUAUAUUCAAUUUUCAAACAUGGAAAGGAAAGAAAAUACGAGUUAAUUACAAUCAGAGAAAUCCGACUAUUAGGAAAUCCAGCGUUGGUAUUUUUAUUAGAAAUUUGGAAAAAAAAGUCGACGAUAGAGAGCUUUUUGAAAUGUUCUCUCCGUUUGGGAAUAUUUUACGUUCUGAAGUUGCUCAAGAUGGUAAUGGUAAUUCCAAAGGGUUUGGUUUUGUGCACUUCGAGACUGAGAAAGCUGCCAAUAAAGCUAUCGAAGAAGUAAACGGCACGUUUAUUCGCUGGCGUAAAGUUGUAGUUACCAAAUGUGUACCACGUAAAGAUAGAAAAAAAGAUUCAAAACUCGAUGCCAAGUCUGAAAUAGAAAAGUUCGUCGCAGCGAAUGUUAAAACUUUUGGCCAAGCAAAGAAAAAAUUGCAAGAUUUGAUCGAAGCGUUGCAAACGGAGUUACAAUGUAGCAUUUGCCAUGAGUUAUUUAAAGAGCCGUCCAUCACGGAAUGUGGCCACGUUUUCUGCGAAGAAUGCAUCGCCGAAUGGAAAAAUCAAGAUGGUAUAGUAUCUAGCUGUCCUACCUGCCGUGAAACUUUAUAUAGAUUUAGACCCGAAAAAAAAAUAUUUGAAAUGAAUAAUUUUAUUUUGAAAGCUGCAGAACUUUUAUUGAGUGGUAAAGAAUAGUGAAAUAAUUCUCCACUUUUUAAAAAUAAGUUGAGGGUGAUCGUCCUGUUUUUUUUUGUCAUUAUUAGCUAAGCUACCUAUAAGUACCUAUACUCAGUCAUUUUCAAUUUGAUUUACUGUAUUUUUUAAAGAAUAAUUUUGUGUAGAAGUGGUUACUUUAUUUAUGCCAUAAUUUAUUAUCGUUUUUCAAAAAAAAAAGUUUACCUAUUA
Molecule: messenger RNA, 1376 nt
Organism: Planococcus citri (citrus mealybug)
Lineage: Eukaryota; Metazoa; Arthropoda; Insecta; Hemiptera; Pseudococcidae
Product: polyadenylate-binding protein 1-like 2
Exons: 7
Coding region: 267-1166 (299 amino acids)
Cellular component (GO): cytosol; nucleus; ribonucleoprotein complex
Molecular function (GO): poly(A) binding; mRNA 3'-UTR binding; poly(U) RNA binding
Source: RefSeq, a predicted model, not a curated record